Molecule: messenger RNA, 1341 nt
Organism: Rotaria socialis
Lineage: Eukaryota; Metazoa; Rotifera; Eurotatoria; Philodinida; Philodinidae
Source: the annotation of a GenBank genome assembly
AUGAAGUUGUUACUUGUCUUUGUGUUGCUUUUAAACUAUUUACAAGCAGAACAAGUGUGGCUUGUUAAAUUUCCUUAUAAACACAAUUAUUUAUCGCGUAUUGAAGAAAUAUUUCCAUUAAUUGAUCUAAUUGAAUAUGACUAUUAUCAGUCAUCAUAUAUUUUUCUCAUACCAAGAAAUUAUGCAUCAAAUUUUACUCACUUUAUACAUCAAUCAAAAGGUUCCUAUCGAAUUAUUGUCGAUAACACAAAAGAUCUAUUGAAAAAAUCUCGUCAACAAUCAAAACGAUCGAUUGCAUCCGAUAAUCCAUUGGAUAAAACUUAUUAUCAACGUUUUCUUUCGUAUGAUGAACAACAAGAUUGGUCUCGUUUACUUUCCAAUUCUUCAUUAACAAACAAAUCUAUUCGUCUACAUACAAUCGGUCAAACAUAUGAAAAUCGUUCGCUUACAGUUAUUGAAAUUCAUUCAAAAUCUCAUCCUCGAUAUAGAAAAGGGCGACGUCGUAAAAAUGCUGUUUUUAUUGAUGGCGGUAUGCAUGCACGAGAAUGGUUAUCUAUUGGUGUAGCAAACUAUGUUAUCGUACAAUUUCUUAAAUUAAAAGGAAAAGAUCCUAAAGUUAAAAAAAUUUUACAUUAUUUUGAUGUUUUCAUUUUAUCGAUGAUGAAUCCUGAUGGUUAUGAAUAUUCAAGAAAUGAAAAUCGUCUUUGGAGAAAAAAUCGUGCACCAACUAUUGUAUCGGACUAUUGGAGUAUUGAUGCAUCAUGUUUUGGAGUUGAUCUCAAUCGAAAUUUUCCUUUUCAAUGGAAUAAUACAUUUGGUGCUUCACCUUUUCCAUGUUCACAUUCAUUUAGCGGGCUAAAGCCAUUAUCAGAAAAUGAAGUUCAAAGUGUUGUGAAUUUUCUUCGAAACAAGACAUAUACUCGUCAUCAAUUUUAUGCAUAUUUUAAUUUACAUGCUUAUGGAAGAUUUUGGUUGUUACCUUGGACUUAUACAACAUUGGAAAGAGUAAAAAAUUAUGAUGAUUUAUUGAAGAGAAGUAAUAAUGUGGCAUCAACUGUUCUGAAUGGUACAUAUAAAGUUGGACAAGCAUCAUCUAUAUUGUAUUCAUGUAGUGGAACAAGUAUUGAUUUUGCUGCGACAUUAAUGCCACAUGCAAUGACAUUAGAACUAUCACCUAUGUAUCGUGGCUUACCUUUGUGCUACGAUGGAAAUUUAAGGAAAGAUCAGAAUUGUACUAUUGGUUUUAUGUCUGGUCCGGAAGAAAUUGAAAUAGAUGGAAUCGAAGUUUUUAAUGCUAUCGUUGAAUAUUUAUAUUCUAUUAUACAAGAUAACUUUGUUUGA